AUGAAAUUUGAGAACGAGUUAGGGCACCGUGUCUGGGGGGAUGGGGGAGGAGAGAGCGCAGCCAACAGCAACGGCGGAAAGUCAGGCAGCAAGCGCAGCCGCGGAGGCCAUGGGGUGGAUGCCCGUGUGCGACUCUGCGGGCAGAUCGCCCAGGACUCUUCUUUUGGCAGCACUGGGAGCUGGGAGGAGCUGAGAGGUGGAAGUCGAGGAGCUGGACGUGCUGCGCCUGAGAGCGAGAGCCAGAGCGAGAGCCAGAGCGAGAGCCAGAGCCAGAGCCAGAGCCUGAGCCUGAGCCAGAGCCAGAGCUUGGUGAUGAGCCGGGAUCAGGGCGGACAAGGGUAUGAGAGAUUCGAGAAGGCCAAGGUCCUGGUCGGUAAGAGGUACGUAUCCGAGGCGGGUGCGGCAAUACGUAGCAGUUUAGUAUGUACUGUGAGAGAAGCCGGCGCUGGACCGUACGGGUUGGCGACAGAGGAAUGUGCGCAAAACCUCGAGGGGGGGGGGGCCGUCGAGCGAACAGGGCACAGUUACUGUAUGAUCGAUCGAGUCCGGGGUUGGGAUGGAUCGUGGAGCUUGCAGUCUUAUUGGCCUGGACAAAGCGAUAUUUGA
Messenger RNA from Diaporthe batatas, 606 nucleotides. RefSeq lists its product as uncharacterized. NCBI's taxonomy places the organism in Eukaryota, Fungi, Ascomycota, Sordariomycetes, Diaporthales, Diaporthaceae. The record is from RefSeq and is a predicted model, not a curated record. Bases 1 to 606 code for a protein of 201 amino acids. The transcript is spliced from 3 exons.